Messenger RNA from Eleginops maclovinus (Patagonian blennie), 1668 nucleotides. RefSeq lists its product as uncharacterized. Bases 139 to 765 code for a protein of 208 amino acids. The transcript has 4 exons. Lineage: Eukaryota; Metazoa; Chordata; Actinopteri; Perciformes; Eleginopidae. The record is from RefSeq and is a predicted model, not a curated record. Gene Ontology annotation, molecular function: signaling receptor activity. Gene Ontology annotation, cellular component: membrane. Gene Ontology annotation, biological process: adaptive immune response.
CAAAAACAGACAUGUCAGACACUUUGAUAUAGGUCACAUGAUUCUGUUGCACUUGGGGGAUGUGGGUGGAAGAACACAAACAUUUCCUCCCGAGAAGUUGGAAACCAAGCAAACCUUUGUGUGACAGUCGCCAUCAGCAUGUCCGCUGUCUGUUUAAAGAUCGUGACCAUCCUUUGUCUCUCCGGCACCGUCAUGAGUGGCGAAGGGAGCAGAGAAGUGGUUUGGAGAGAGAUUGGAGGACACUUCACUAUCCAGUGCAGACCCCCAAAAGCAGACCAAGAGAAAAUGUGCCUGAAAAGGGGUCUCAAUAAGGAGGCUGAGGUUUUUUUCAUAAAUGGCAAAUCUGGAAAAAAAACCAUAGUAAACGAUUUCCGGGACAGACUUGAAUUCAAUGGACUGUUUCCCGAAAUUGACAUCCUCAUCAAAAAUUUGACAUCUGAGGACACAGGACCGUACUGGUGCGAGUACAAGGCAUUUGACAAGACUUCAGUUAUAACCAAAAAUGGACAAGGGUCUGUUCUACUGGUGGUGAGAGAAACACAGAUUCUGUCCUCCACAGACCGUUCAGUGCGGCAGUGUGAAGAUUCUGACAACACCCUGAUCCUGGUGUCUGUUGUGAUCUGUGCUGCUGUGCUGCUCGGCAUCAUCAUAUGCUUCUUCGUCUGGAUCAUCCCCAAGAUCAAGAGACAGCAAUCAGCAGAGAAACUGAGAAGAGUCGCAACCAAUGAAGUUUACGAGGACAUGCGAGGAACAAUCCGACGAUGAAGAUGUCAACCUGCACCCAAGCGAGCCGAAACUACUCAAACUCUCUGCACCACUGAGGCACAACCAGUGCAAGUGAAGCAACGUUUCAAAUCUGUAUUUUCUCCUCUGCAGGCCUUCUGUGUGUCAGGCUGACAGACAAAACAAGAAGGUCCAUGAAUUUGAAAUGAAUGAAUGAAAGGAACAUCAUGGGAACAGCUGCACUGCAAAUAUACAUUUGGGCACAAUCUUUUAAAAUGCACACACAGCUAUUUUGGAUAGUUGCCCAAAUGUUGCAGUGUCUAUUCUGUUUCAGUGGCAAUAACUCAGAACUGGAUCAAACCCUGAUAUGCAACCUUUAUGUUUAUAUGUGUUGUUGGAUUUCAGAUUUUUUUGUAGUAAAUGAUUUACUGUAUGAAUAAAGGCAGGGAUAAUGUGCCAUAUCAGAUAGAUACUAUGUAUUGUAAUAAUGGUAACUGUAAUGUUUAUUCUACCUGAAGAGAACAAUAGAAGUGCGGAAUUAGUGUCCGUGUCUGAAGGUAUAUUACAUUUUAGAUUUGUUGAUCGUUGACAUGUAUUAGAAGUAUGCAGAUAAAUGCUCACUGAUUAAAAAACUCACUGAUUAACCCUCCAGUGGUUUUGCGGCACCCCCACUAUAAUGUACCAUUACACACACACACACACGCACACACACACACACACACACACACACACACACACACACACACACACACACACACACACACACACACACACACACACACACACACACACACACACACACACACACACACACAAACAAAUGCCAGAUUAACCAUAUAUUUGGAAUGUAUUUUAUCGUGUUGUAUUUCCCCGGAGAGGCCUGUAAAUGAAAGUCUAUGAGAUCUACAUAUCUAACGUCAAUAAUAAUAAAAUCAGAUGAAAGAA